CCCCGGAUCAAAUCAGGCAGCCACCUUCUUCCCCUCUGUGACCAAUUUUUUAUGCGUCGUCCGCCUGCAAGUGGCAAAGCUCAAAGACUAAAAUACUGUUGCCGACUAUAGAAAUUGCAUCCGCAUUCCUGCCUUUACCCUUCCCAGUCCUCGCCCAUCCGCUCCUCCGUCAACACCUCGGUGGCCGCCGCUGCCGCUGCCGCGGCCGCGGCCGCACCCGGUGUCCAGUCACUCUGCCUCCCUAUCUUGCUCGAGAAAGACAACAUUUAUGGGGCAUGACCAUAUGUCUCGCAUAAAGAUGCAUAUGGCAGAAGGUUCACUUGUUGACAGGAACCGUUGCCAGCAACCUGGGUGCAAUGAGGUUGUCGAUGGAAGGGUACUGUACUGCAAAUUUCACAGCGGGCUGUCACGCCAACAAUACAAUCACCUCCACAGUGCACAGGGGAGUUCAGGUUUAUUGGUGCCUCCUUUUGACGACAGCCAAUUUAAUGGACCUGUUUCCAGUGCAGUUACAUGCUCUGAGCAAGAAAUGCACGUCAAGCAUGAAGGGGAUGAUCGCGGUAAACUAAAGGAUAGUUUAGGGAACACUCAGGGUCAGACUACACAGUUGGUUUUUCGUGGGGCAGACAGGGUUUGUAAGCACGAAAGCUGCAGCAAGCAGCAGGCACAGGAGAACUCAAUCUACUGUAAGUUACAUAGUGGUGCUAGCAAGGGCUGCAUGGUACGGGGCUGUGCAAGAGGCGCACAUGGAGGCACACCUUUAUGCAUUGGCCAUGGAGGAGGGAAGCGGUGCAUUAUCCCUGGAUGUCCAAAUGCAGCAUGUGGCCAAGGCCGUAGUGACCGCUGCAUAAGGCAUGGUGGUGGCAAGAGAUGCAAAUUUGAAGGGUGUGCAAAGGGUGCACAAGGGAACACAGAUUACUGUAUCAGGCAUGGUGGGGGAAGGCGGUGCAAAUUCGAAGGAUGCACAAAGAGUGCACAAGGACGGACAGAUUUCUGCAUUAAGCAUGGUGGGGGCAGUCGGUGCAAGUUCCAAGGAUGUGGUACGAGUGCAAAAUGGGGUACAGAUUUCUGUUCAGUCCACAGGAAGAGUCUAUUGAGUAGUGACAAUGAUAUCCCUGAAGCUUUGCCGGCCUCUUCAGAAAAGCGACGUCGAGCCAAGAAACCCAAAAAGGCAGCCAAGCCGUAUGAACUCUCGCAAGAGAGUGUUACCACAGCUGGUAUUGCUGGUAGCAGCACACAGCAGAUGGGUGUUCUUCUGGUAGCUACCCCAGUUCCCAACCAUGACAUGUUAACUAAAGGUGUAACAGUGAUGGCCCGAGCUGCAAUAACUCACCCACAGAUUGUGGCACCGCUCUCCGUGAAAUCACCAACAGCAUCUGGAUCAGUUGCUUCAGCGGAGAGGGAGACAGGAGCAAGCAGGGCAAUGUUGGGUCUGUAGAAAUAUGGUGGCAGUGCAUAAUUUGGGAAGCUUGCACAAAUAUUUUCAAACUCGCCAUUUGAUUAUUGCUUUCGCCUGAUAAACGUCGAAACUUUAGUAGCUGUUCAUAUUAACAGGUUCUCUACAACUGACUAGUGAUGUUCUGUGGCUUUACAAUUUGUCCUAUGAAUCUCUAGAUGUUCUUGUGUAUGUUCUCUUGUGCCUUGUAGCAUGGAAACCGGUAAGCGGACCAUUUGGAAUGUGGACAAUAAGCAAAAAUACUGCACCAUUGUCUAGUUUGUGUUCGAAGUACUGUGCUGUUCGGGUGUA
Molecule: messenger RNA, 1747 nt
Organism: Panicum virgatum (switchgrass)
Lineage: Eukaryota; Viridiplantae; Streptophyta; Magnoliopsida; Poales; Poaceae
Product: probable WRKY transcription factor 19
Exons: 4
Coding region: 269-1438 (389 amino acids)
Source: RefSeq, a predicted model, not a curated record